AUGUUUCCUGCUUCAAACUACAGUUCUGUUACUGAAUUUAUCCUGCUUGGCUUCUCCAGUGACCCUGCUUUAAAUAGAAUCUUUUUCAUCAUCUUUCUCCUUCUCUACCUCUGCUCAGUUCUUGCCAAUGGACUCAUCAUCAUUCUGAUCUGCCUGGAUUCUCAUCUCCACACCCCUAUGUACUUUUUCCUCAGCAAUCUCUCCCUCCUGGACAUAGGCAAUGUCACUGCCAUAAUGCCUCAGAUGUUGGUACACAUGCUUUCCAGUUCUAAGCUCAUCUCCUUUGAACGUUGCUGGAUGCAGUUAUAUAUAUUUGGUGUCAUAGGAAUCAGUGAGGGCAUCUUCUUUGCAGUCAUGGCCUAUGACCGUUACAUAGCUAUCUGCUUCCCACUGCGUUACAUGCUCAUCCUCAAUUGGGACCUGUGUGUGUGGUUGGUGGUAGGGGCCUGGGCUUCUGGUUUCUUUUUUUCCAUAUUCCAUGUUUUUUUUACCAUGAAGCUUCCUUUCUGUGGCCAUAAUGUGAUCAACCAUUAUUUCUGUGAUGGUCUCUCAGUUCGGAACCUGGCCUGCAGGGACACACACAUUAUUGAGCUGGUAGACUUAGUCCUGAGCAUCUUCACGAUGUUAAUCCCUCUGUCCCUCAUCCUGGCCUCCUAUGUUCGCAUUACCAUGGCCAUCCUCAAAAUCAAAUCCACCCAAGGAAGAUAUAAGGCUUUCUCUACUUGUGCUUCCCACCUAACUGUGGUCACUAUGUUCUAUGCACCUGUCAUAUACAUCUAUAUGAGAUCCAAUUCUAUUCACUCCCCAGAGAAAAUCAAGGUGAUCUCACUUUUCUAUAAUGUGUUUACUGCAUUCCUCAAUCCUAUGGUUUACAGCCUUAGGAAUAAAGACAUAAAGGCAGCAUUCAUCAAGGUAAUGAUGCGGAACAGAGUUGCCUAG
Molecule: messenger RNA, 939 nt
Organism: Antechinus flavipes (yellow-footed antechinus)
Lineage: Eukaryota; Metazoa; Chordata; Mammalia; Dasyuromorphia; Dasyuridae
Product: olfactory receptor 2D2-like
Exons: 1
Coding region: 1-939 (312 amino acids)
Biological process (GO): G protein-coupled receptor signaling pathway
Cellular component (GO): membrane
Molecular function (GO): olfactory receptor activity; G protein-coupled receptor activity
Source: RefSeq, a predicted model, not a curated record